Messenger RNA from Oryzias melastigma (Indian medaka), 1189 nucleotides. RefSeq names its product selenoprotein T, 1a (gene selenot1a). Gene Ontology annotation, cellular component: endoplasmic reticulum membrane. Gene Ontology annotation, biological process: cell redox homeostasis. The record is from RefSeq and is a predicted model, not a curated record. Gene Ontology annotation, molecular function: thioredoxin-disulfide reductase (NADPH) activity. The transcript is spliced from 6 exons. NCBI's taxonomy places the organism in Eukaryota, Metazoa, Chordata, Actinopteri, Beloniformes, Adrianichthyidae.
AUUAUAAGCCACCUGUGUACAACGGAGAAGCAGAGGGAGACGACCAGCGCUCGGCUAACAUGAAGUCGCUGCGGCUUUCGCUCCUCAUUUUUGGGGUGUUGUCGUUGUUUUGCUCCACGUCUGGUGACACCAGCGGCAUAAAGAGGAUGAAGAUGCAGUUUGCGACGGGACCCCUUCUCAAGUUUCAAUUCUGCAUUUCCUGAGGGUACAAGCGGGUGUUUGAGGAGUACACGCAGGCCUUGUACCAGCGGUACCCAGACAUCCGCAUUGAAGGGGAGAAUUUUCUUCCCAUACCCAUGUAUCGUCAUGUUGCCUCCUUCCUGUCUAUGUUCAAACUGCUUGUAAUUGGGGUGAUCAUCAUCGGCAAGGACCCGUUUGGCCUCUUGGGUAUGCAAGCCCCGGGUUUCUGGGAAUGGGGUCAGGGAAAUAAGAUAUAUGCCUGCAUGAUGGUGUUCUUCUUCAGCAAUAUGAUUGAAAACCAGUUGUUGUCAACAGGAGCUUUUGAAAUCACGUUAAAUGACGUACCAGUGUGGUCAAAACUGGAGUCGGGUCACCUUCCCUCCAUGCAGCAGCUGGUUCAAAUCCUGGACAACGAGAUGAAGAUGAACGUUCACAUGAACGGCAGACCACACCAUCACUCUUAACCCACUUUGUCCAUUCCUGGCUGGAGCUGAUAGACCCUCAUUGUUUGAGGCGGGUUUCUCUCUGAGCUGUGAGGUGAUGUUAAUGAAGGUCUGCGCUGAAGGCAGGAAGACUGCUGGCACAGACUGGAUGCCCUCAUCACUCUUCACCGUGCUCUGGAGAUGUCCCGCCCCUGAGUGGGGACAGAGCCGGCCAUUCUGCUGUUUUCUUUUCCUCUUUAAACUACUGCAGAUUUCACCUGGGAGAUUAGUGGUCCAGUGAGAACAGAUUUAGCAUUGAUCGUUGUAGUCUUUAACCUGUUGCAUAUAAUUGAUCAGUGAGAGUAUAAACUUGUGUUAUUUGUACCAUUGAGCCACGUGUGGAAUUGAGAUUUUAUGUCCUAAAAAGUCAAUAACCAUACUGGGGAAAACAAAAAAAAAACACUUCAGAUUUGCCAUCAUCAUUUGUCAUUGGGGAAAAUGUGUGUUUGGGAUGAUUUCUGACUAAUUUUUAUAUUUGCAUAAGUUGGAAGAAGUAAGAAGAAUAAAUCAUGACUAUUUAACUGUGA